Molecule: messenger RNA, 11043 nt
Organism: Oncorhynchus keta (chum salmon)
Lineage: Eukaryota; Metazoa; Chordata; Actinopteri; Salmoniformes; Salmonidae
Gene: sbk1
Product: SH3 domain binding kinase 1
Exons: 4
Coding region: 1116-2447 (443 amino acids)
Biological process (GO): peptidyl-serine phosphorylation; peptidyl-threonine phosphorylation
Molecular function (GO): protein serine/threonine kinase activity; ATP binding
Source: RefSeq, a predicted model, not a curated record
GAGGGGGAUAUGGCGAAGACAAGUUCCCAACCGUUCAACUCCUCUACGCGUCAACCUUUCUGAUCCGUGAUUUCUGAUGACUGCUCACGAAGGAUUAGUGGGCGACUAUGCGCUAAAAUUGAUAAGGUUAUCCCUGUUAUUCUAAUCCCAUUCCACCAAUCCAAUCUAUUCAGGAUGACAAAGAUGCCUGCAUGCCUGCCUGUUGUUAAUCAAGGCCAGGGAACCACCAACCAGUAAAUUCAUUGACAGUAGUUGAGGCCAUAAACUACUGAAUUACGCAACAGUCAUUGGUGUGGUAAGUCAAAGACAUAUUGGGAACAAACCCCAGGCACUAGGACCCAGUGCACGUGAGAGCGCGCUUCUGCUGCCAGAAGGUGGAGUGGUGGAGACGACGAGACGGGAGGGAACAAUGAAAGAGCUGGCUGGUAGUGCUAAGCAGCACAGAGAUUGGAACAGCUGUGAAAAGGAGAGCGAAAAGCAACAAUAGCACUCUGAUUCAAAGAGGACACAUGGAGAAACGGUGAAUAGGUGCAGAUAGAGAGUCUGGUCAUUUUCCACGCAGGCUGAAAAGUAUGCUGCAAAUGAAUGGAUUUGGUGUGGUGUUGAAUUGGGUCAUGCAGACCCCAAGAAGAGCGAAAGAUAAACACAUACCCGCCUCUAGUUGCCUCGCAGGUUGAGGGUGGAUGUGCGCUUUCAAGAGACAAACGGGCAAUCUUACCGACCAUUCGCAAAACCAUAGAAGAUAACGGAGUCAAUUCUCCAUUGGCACCGAAUAACCCUAAAUAGAAGAGCGCCUUUACGCACGGAACCAAACAGAGAAUUAUUACCAACACAGAGGAGAAAACAAGACACAAAGACGGACCUGAAGUCAGUUCACACUAUAGGCUAUUCAUUUUUCAGACAAGAGAACCCUGCAUAGUUGAAACAAAAACACAACUGCAGUUUAAAAAUAAAACUUUCAUAUAUGGACUCAUUCGUUGAUGUUGAAAUAUGAUUAAUUUAAUUUAAAAUAGAAUAGUUAAAAAAAACAGGAGAUCUCUUCGGUUUAUUGCCACCAAAACCCCGGUGAAUCAACCGGUCAGUUGAAGAGCGCAGGGGCUCCUCGCGCUGCGCAAAUGCAGGACCAUGGAGGAGACAGACAGGUCGCCAGCAGUGUGCCCCACAGCGUCAAGGCGAGCCUGUCUCUGUCUCCGUCGGGGCCAGGCCAGGUGGGCAGCGGCAGGGGCUCUCCCACCUCCAAGGUGGGCUACUGCGGUGGUGGCGGUGUGCCUGUGGAGGACAUGCAGGCUCUGGCCAUAACCUCCCUGUCGGCUGCAGAUGUGGCCAAACACUACGAGCACAUUCGCAAGCUGGGCAAGGGCACCUACGGCAAGGUGGACCUGGUGGCACACCGCACACAGGGCACCAAAAUGGCUCUGAAGUUUGUGACAAAGAGCAAGACGAAGCUGAAGAGCUUCCUGAGGGAGUACAGCCUGACGGGCACACUGAGCUGCAGCCCCUUCAUCAUCAAAGUCCUGGAUGUACUCUUCGAGACCGAGGAUAGCUACGUCUUCGGACAGGAGUACGCCCCCGCGGGAGACCUGUUCGACAUCAUUCCCCCCCAGGUUGGUCUUCCGGAGGAGAUGGUGAAGCGCUGUAUGCAGCAGCUGGGUCUGGCCCUGGACUUCAUGCACAGCAAGAAUCUUGUGCACCGUGACGUCAAGCCCGAGAACGUGCUCCUCUUCGACCGCGAGUGCAGACGCAUCAAGCUGGCUGACUUCGGCAUGACACGGCGCGUGGGCUGUCGCGUGAAGCGCGUGAGUGGCACCAUCCCGUACACGGCGCCAGAGGUGUGCCGCGCCAGUCGUGCCGAAGGCUUCCUGGUGACCACCAGUCUAGACGUGUGGGCCUUCGGUGUGCUCGUCUUCUGCAUGCUGACGGGUAACUUCCCUUGGGAGGCAGCGCUGCCCGCCGAUGCCUUCUACGAGGAAUUCCGCCGCUGGCAGCGAGCAGGGUGCCCAACGGCGGCCUACCCGUCCCAGUGGCGCCGCUUCACUGAUGACGCCCUACGCAUGUUCCAGCGGUUGCUCGCCGCCGAGCCAGAGAAGCGCUGCGGCGUGAAGGACGUCUUCUGCUUUGUCAAGUACGAACUGGUCAGCGAGCUCCGACGCCGCGCCUCCUGCCGGGCCAAGAGAGGCGAGAGGUCCAGUUCGUCUGGCGUAUGCUCCGCAAGCUGUACCUCCAACUCCUCUUCGUCUUCCUCCUCAUCACGCUCCCACAGACACCCAGAGCCUUCCACCCCCCCUGGGACGACCUCACUCCUGCGCCCAGCGCCCCUGAAGAGGAGUGUCCUCUCUGACACCCAUUCCCCUCAGGAGGAGUCUCCUGGCCAGCACCACUCUUCUCCGGGCCGGGAGAAGACCAAGAGCCAGAUGGUGAUGGCUACUGCCAUAGAGAUCUGUGUCUGAGAAUGAGGGGAUGAGCAGCAGUGUUUGUGGCUGUUGCCACAGCGAUCGGAAGCUGUGCAAAGUAAUAGCGACUGCCAUUGAGACUGGAGUGAAACGAUGACAUAUUACAACGCUGCCGAGAAGAACCCCAAUGUCAAAAUCCUGACUGUGCCACAGAAAUUGGUGUCAUCACUCACAACAGCGUACUAUAGGACGAGUCAUCACUAGAGCAUGCGUUUGUCAUUUUGAUUUGUGACCUAAGAGUUGGAGAAGCAACAUUCAAGAGUCCACUGACUGUCACCGUUUCUCACAGCAACUCGUUCUGCUGUUCAGCCAUUUUGCUUCUGAGCCCACACAGUAAGACUGCUAAUGAUGCUAACGAAAGAAACAACGCUAGCCAUUUCUAAACAAGGAGUUUGGUAAAAACACGCAAUGCUCUGAUGUCACAUCUAUUCUCUCCUUUCUCCCUCCUUUCUCAAUUUUUUGUCUUUCUUCCUCCACUUCUCUCUCUCAAUGAAUACAUUUAACCUGGGGAGGCCGAAACGUUAGCUGGUCAGGUGACUUUCUUUAGAAAACUAGCUGAUCUGAGGGCCAGUAAUCCAAUAGGGAAAACUGAUCUUCUAGCUGACAUAUCGCUGAACCAAUGGGAUCUCACAGAUUUUCUGAACAUUUCUAAAGUGUGAAAAUGGCUAUGGACAAUAGGGGAGAAGGAUCGUUUUUCAAAAGAAGAAAAUAUGUGAAAGUGACUCUCCAAUGGAGCAGUUACUAUGACGACAGGACAUUGCUCAUCUAGACUGUCUGGACUGAGAUAGGACCUUGCUGUCAGACAUCGGGAGAUUCUAAUUUGGGUAAAAGUUUGUCCUCUCCUCGACUCCUCCGUCUCUUCUCUCCAUGAUCCGAAAACCGAUAAGUGUUCGAGUGGUGGAGGAGAGUGUCAAUUCGUUAGUAGGCGAACGAAGGAGCCUGCUCACCUCCUCGAUUACCUACUUCUGCAGAGGAAGCACAGGAGUAUCCUCGUGGUGGCAAGCGCCGAAGUAUUUUAAUACCUGCCCCUUUGAAUCAGCUGUUGUUUUCUUGAAGGUGAAAAGCAUGCAAACAUUUAAAAACGAUAUGCUACUUAUCCUUUUAUCUAUAAAAUGUCUUGCACAACUAUCUAAAUUCGUUUUUAAUCACUUCAAACAUUUAUUUUGGGGAUUCCACCCAUGGAUAUAUAACAUAUAUCUCUAUGAUUCCACCCUUGUAAACAUAAUUUGCCUAAUAUUGCGCGAGUGGAGAAAGAGUCUUGUUUCAUAUAUAGUAAGCGAGAGAGGGAGGACGCAGGAGAGAGGACACAGAAGUUGAGCAAAUCCAAAUGAGAUUCCCCCAUUAUCUCAGGACAUCUUAGUGGGUCACCUCCUGUCUCACAAUGACUUCCUUAUUAGGACACAUUUCAUACAGUAACAGUGUGCUCAUUGGUUCAUACAGGCACAGGUAUCUUCAGGUGUGAAAAUAAAUUAUUUAUUAUAUUGACAUUCAAAUGCUUGGAAGCUGUUAUAGAAUAGAGUCCAGCGAUUGCUUAUUUUAUACCCGCUAUUUGUGUGUGGGACUGUGGGUGUGUAUGUAUAUGGGUGUAUAUGUGUGUGUUUGAACAACUAAAUCACACGCUCUUCGUAAUGGGGGAGAAAUGUUAAAAGGAAAAAUUGACUUUAUACUGUAAAUAUUUCAUAUGUGAAGUGGUACACUGUAUCAUCGUCAGGUAGUUCAACCAUGUAGCUUUACUAAUUUAGUUUUACUACUGGGAGGGGUUACAGGAUUUUAUGUUCUUUUUAGAGCAAUGCACUGUAUGUAGCAAAGGAAUAUGGCAAAGUAUGUACAGUAUAGGAAAGCUAUAAAAAGAUAAUGCUCUGUAUAGUGGUGAAUCAUGGUGCAGAAACCCGGGACGAUAUUUGGUGGACAGUAGCAGCCUUUAGAGUGUGGGAGGGAUCGGACCAGGGCCCAUUGGAAUAGUACUGUUUAACACUGGUAAUGUCUCUCCCCGAGCACAUUCUGAACACCGUGACCCCAUCAUGACUUGAGCACAUCUUGACCAUCAAUAGUCCCCUUCGCCUUACUCACAACUCAAUUCAAUCAAGUACUUUACUGAAUUACUGCUUUUCUGUAUUACUGCACACAUACAUACUGCAUAACAUUACCAAAGCAAUUCCAACACAAGUGUUCAAAGAUCCCAUGUUCACUCCAGGCUCCACAAAUCCCCAGCCACCCAAUUUUCCUACUCUCUGUCCUUCACCUUUUUCUCCUUUCUCUCUCGCUCACUCAUUCGUCCCUCUCAUCUGCCUGUCUUUCUCCUGCGAAUGAGUCUCUGAGCCAUGUUGUGUUGUCUGGUGGGAUGAUCUCUCUCUCCCAUUUGGUAUGCUGUGGGCUGAUGAUCAAUAGAGGCCGUUGCAUGGCGAGAGUCUCAUCUCACGGGGGAAAAAAAGAAAAUGAGUUACAUAAGUGCAAAGGACGUCACGCUGCUUGCUUAGUGAGCACAACUUCCUCCUUAAACCCAGGACCUCUGCACACGUGACCGCUCUCCUGGAGCGUCUUACCCGUCAGCGCCACGCAAAAAGCUAGCUAUUUGCUGGCGCAAGUGGGGACACUACAGGCUGAGGAGUAAUACCCCGACUACACCGCUCGCGUUCGCGUGCACAAAGUGUUGCAAAAUAAAUUUUGAAAUCUAUAUUAUUCAAACAUUGCACCCACAACUGCUCGCGUGCGCCAACAAGCAUCUGCGCUGCCAAGGGCUAAAAUAGAAGUCAGUUCUAUUUGUUACGCAGAUCGCGCUGCAAGUCUGGUGUGAGGGGGGAAGGGGGAUGGAGGAUGGAGCACGCACGCAGCCGGUUUGGGUUCCGUGUAAGCUUCACACGUCCACAUGUGCUCGAUAAGCAUCUAAAAAGCACUCUGUAUGCUGCUUUAUCGAGCAUUCAUCUCUAUUUAUCUGCUAAGCUGCCGCUACUGUCAUGUCUUACAGGUGUGUGUUUGUGUGUGUAUAUGUUUGUUUGUUAGUGAGUCUCACCCUUCCCUUCCCUUCCUUUCAAUGAUGACAGACCAUCAUCCCUGUUGCUAUAGUGACAGUCAGUGUUUUUCUGGUUAGUUUCUCAGCUCCUGUCCACUCCCAAAACAUCAAACAUAAUUGACUUGUCUGGUUGUUCUGCAACAACACCUCCCUAGUAUGAAUAACAACACCACCCUGCUAGCCAUGAGUUCUCAUGACAAUUUCCGUCUUCACAUGUAUGUAUGUAUGUAUGUUAUAUAUAUAUGCCAUUUAGCAGACGCUUUUAUCCAAGGCGACUUACAGUCAUGUGUGCAUACAUUCUACUUAUGGGUGGUCCCGGGAAUCGAACCCACUACCCUGGCGUUACAAGCGCCAUGCUCUACCAACUGAGCUACAGAAGGACAUAUGUAUGUAUGUAUGUAUGUAUGUAUGUAUGUAUGUAUGUAUGUAUGUAUGUAUGUAUGUAUGUAUGUAUGUAUGUAUGUAUGUAUGUAUGUAUGUAUGUAUGUAUGUAUGUAUGUAUGUAUGUAUGUAUGUAUGUAUGUAUGUAUGUAUGUAUGUAUGUAUGUAUGUAUGUAUGUAUGUAUGUAUGUAUGUAUGUAUAGUUUGGACACACCUGCUCAUUCAAGGGUUUUUCUUUAUUUAUACUAUUUUCUACAUUGUAGAAUAAUAGUGAAGACAUCAAAACUAUGAAAUAGCACAUAUGGAAUCAUGUAGUAACCAAGAAAGUGUUACAUUUGAAAAAGUGUUUAGAUUCUUCAAAGUAGCCAACCUUUGCCUUGAUGACAGCUUUGCACACUCUUGGCAGUCUCUCAACCAGCUUCACCUGGAAUGCUUUUCCAACAGUCUUAAAGGAGUUCCAACAUAUGCUGAGCACUUGUGACCUGCUUUUCCUUCACUCUUCGGUCCAACUCAUCCCAAACCAGCUCAAUUGGGUUGAGGUUGGGUGAUCGUAGAGGCCAGGUAAUCUGAUGCAGCACUCCAUCACUCUCCUUCUUGGUCAAAUAGCCCUUACACAGGAGGUGUGUUGGGUCAUUGUCCCUUUGAAAAACAAAUGAUAGUCCCACGAAGCGCAAGCCAGAUGGGAUGGCGUAUUGCUGCAGAAUGCUGUGGUAGCCAUGCUGGUUAAGUGUGCCUUGUCUGUGAUUUAUUUAGAAUUCAGUGUCACCAGCAAAGCACCCCGACACCAUCACAGCUCCUCAUGCUUCACUGUGGGAACCAUGUGGCGAUCAUCCGUUCACAUACUCUCACAAAGACAUGGCGGUUGGAACCAAAAAUCUCAAAUUUGGACUCAUUAGACCAAAGAACAAAUUUCCACCGGUCUGAUGUGCAUUGCUCGUGUUUCUUGGCAGGAAGUCUCUUCUUCUUAUUGGUGUGCUUUAGUAGUGGUUUCUUUGCAGCAAUUUGACCAUGAAAGCCUGAUUCACGCAGUCUCCUCUGAACAGUUGAUGUUGAGAUGUCUGUUACUUGUGAAGCAUUGAUCUGUACUGCAAUUUCUGAGGCUGGUAAUGAACUUAUCCUUUGCAGCAGAGGGAACUCUGGGUCUUCCUUUCCUGUGGUGGUCCUCGUGAGAGACAGUUUCAUCAUAGCGCUUGAUGGUUUUUGCACUGCACUUGAAGAAACUUUAAAAGUUCUUGAAAUGUUCCGUAUUGACUGACCUUCAUGUCUUAAAGUAAUAAUGGCGUGUUGUUUCUCUUUGCUUAUUUGAACUGUUCUUGCCAUAAUAUGGACUUGGUCUUUUACCAAAUAGGGCUAUCUUCUGUAUACCAACCCAUACUUUGUCACAACACAACUGAUUGGCUCAAAUGCAAUAAGAAGGAAAAAAAUUCCACAAAUGGACUUUUAACAAGGCAUACCUAUAAUUGAAAUGCAUUCCAGGUGACUACCUCAUGAAGCUGGUUGAGAGAAUGCCAAGAGUGUGCGAAGCUGUCAUCAAGGAAAAGUGUGGCUACUUUGAAGAAUCACAAAUAAUAAAAUAUAUUUUCAUUUGUUUAACAGUUUUUUGGUUACUACAAGAUUCUAUAUGUGUUAUUUCAUCGUUUUGAUGUCUUCACUAUUAUUCUGCAUUGUAGAAAAGCCAUAGCAUACAUUUCAACAUUUCAAAGUUUUUCACAAUUCCUGACAUUUAAUCCUUGUAAAAAUUCCCUGUCUUAGGUCAGUUAGGAUCACCACUUUAUUUUAAGAUUGUGAUAUGUCAGAAUAAUAAGAGAGAGAAUGAUUUAUUUCAGCUUUUGUUACUUUCAUCACAUUCCCAGUGGGUCAGAAGUUUACAUACACUCAAUUAGUAUUUGGUAGCAUUGCCUUUACAUUGUUUAAAUUGGGUCAAACUUUUCGGGUAUCCUUCGGGCUUUGUGAUGGCCUCUCCAACACCUUGACUUUGUUGUCCUUAAGCCAUUUUGCCACAGCUUUGGAAGUAUGCUUGGGGUCAUUGUCCAUUUGGAAGAACCAAUUGCGACCAAUCUUUAACUUCCUGACUGAUGUCUUGAGAUGCUUCAAUAUAUUCACAUAAUUUUCCCUCCUUUUCCGCCAUCUAUUUUGUGAAGUGCACCAGUCCCUCCUGCAACAAAGCACAUCGUGAUUCACCGUUGGGAUGGUGUUCUUUGGCUUGCAAGCCUCGCACCUUUUCUUCCAAACAUAACAAUGGUUAUUAUGGCCAAACAGUUAUCUGGAAUUUUCCAAGCUGUUUAAAAGCACAGUCAACUUAGUGCAUGUAAACUUCUGACCCACUGGAAUUGUGACACAGUGAAUUGUAAGUGAAAUAAUCUGUUUGUAAACAAUUGUUGGAAAAUUACUUGUAUCAUGCACAAAGUAGAUGUCCUAACCGACUUGCCAGAACUACAGUUUGUUGAUAAGAAAUUUGUGGAGUGGUUGAAAAACUACUAAUGACUCCAACCUAAGUGUAUGUAAACUUCCGACUUCAACUGAAAAUAUAUAUAUAUUUAUAUAUAUAUUCAGCAAAAAAAGAAACGUCCUCUCACUGUCAAUUGCGUUCUUUUUUUUGCAAACUUAACGUUUAAAUAUUUGCAAGAACUUAACAUGAUUCAACAACUGAGACAUAAAUUGAACUAGUUCCAAAGACAUGUGACUGACAGAAAUGGAAUAAUGUGUUCCUGAAAAAGGAGGGGUCAAAAUCAAAAGUAAGUCAGUAUCUGGUGUGGCCACCAUAUGCAUUAAGUACUGCAGUGCAUCUCCUCAUGGACUGCACCAGACUGCCAGUUCUUGCUGUGAGAUGUUACCCCACUCUUCCACCAAGGCACCUGCAAGUUCCCAGACAUUUCUGGGGGGGAUUGGCCCUAGUCGACAUCCUCCGAUCAACAGGUCCCAGAUGUGCUCAUUGGGAUUGAGAUCCAGGCUGUUCGCUGGCCAUGGCAGAACAUUUAAAAUUUCUGUCUAGCAGGAAAUCACGCACAGAAUGAGCAGUAUGGUUGGUGGCAUUGUCAUGCCGGAGGGUCAUGUCAGGAUUAGCCUGCAGGAAGGGUACCACAUGAGAAAGGAGGAUGUCAUCCUUGUAACGCACAGCUUUGAGAUUGCCUGCAAUGAUAACAUGCUCAGUCCGAUGAUGCUGUGACACACCGCCGCCCCAGACCAUGACAGACCCUCCAACCUCCAAAUCGAUCCCGCUCCAGAGUACAGGCCUCGGUGUAACGCUCAUUCCUUCAACUAUAAACGCAAAUUCGACCAUCACCCCUGGUGAGAGAGAACCAUGACUCGUCAGUGAAGAGCACUUUUUGCCAGUCCUGUCUGGACCAGCGACGGUGGGUUUGUGCCCACAGGUGACGUUGUUGCCGGUGAUGUCUGGUGGGGACCUGCCUUUACAACAGGCCUACAAGCCCUCAGUCCAGCCUCUGUCCGCAAUAGGCUGAGAGUCUGAGCACUGAUGGAGGGAUUGUGCGUUCCUGGUGUAACUCGGGCAGUUGUUGUUGCCAUCCAGUACCUGUCCUGCAAGUGUUAUGUUCGGAUGUACCGAUCCUGUGCAGGUGUUGUGGUCUGCCACUGAGAGGACGAUCAGCUGUCUGUCCUGUCUCCCUGUAGCUCUGUCUUAGGCGUCUCACAGUACGGACAUUGUAAUUUAUUGCCCUGGCCACAUCUGCAGUUCUCAUGCCUCCUUGCAGCAUGCGUAAGGCACGUUCACGCAGAUGAGCAGGGACCCUGGGCAUCUUUCUUUUGGUGUUUUUCAGAGUCAGUAGAAAUGCCUCUUUGGUGUCCUAAGUUGUGCUAACUGUGACCUUAAUUGUCUACCGUCUGUAAGCUGUUAGUGUCUUAACGACCGUUCCACAGGUGCAUGUUCAUGAAAUUGUUUAUGGUUCAUUGAACAAGCAUGGGAAAGAGUGUUUAAACAAUGUUUACAAUGAAAAUCUGUGAAGUUAUUUGGAUUUUUACGAAUUAUCUUUGAAAGACCGGCUCCUGAAAAAGGGACGUUUCUUUUUUUGCUGACUUUAUAUAUUUAUACAUUGGCAAUACAAUGGCCUUACUGAAGAGCUCAGUGACUUUCAACAUGAAACCGUCAUAGGGUGCCACCUUUCCAACAAGUCAGUUCGUCAAAUUUCUGUCAUGCCAGAGCUACCUUGUCAACUGUAUUUGCUGUUGUUGUGAAGUGUAAACGUCUAGGAGCAACAAAUGGGUUUCCAUGGCUGAGAAGCCGCACACAAGCCUAAGAUCACCAUGCUCAUUGCCAAGCGUCGGCUGGAGUGGUGUAAAGCUCAUCACCAUUGGACUCUGGAGCAGUGGAAAUGCGUUCUCUGGAGUGAUGAAUCACGCUUCACCAUCUGGCAGUCCGAUGGACAAAUCGGGGAUCGGUGGAUGACAGGGGAACGCUACCUGCCCCAAUGCAUAGUGCCAACUGUAAAGUUUGGUGGAGGAGGAAUAAUGGUCUUGGGCUGUUUUUCAUGGUUCGCGCUAGGCCCCUUAGUUACAGUGAAGGGAACGUUAAGUGUCGGUAAGACACUAACAGCACUAACGUUAACGUUAAGACACUAACAGCUUACAGACGGUAGGCAAUUAAGGUCACAGUUAAUGCUACAGCAUACAAUGACAUUCUAGACUAUUCUGUGCUUCCAACUUUGUGGCAACAGUUUGGGAAAGGCCCUUUCCUGUUUCAGCAUGACAAUGCCUCGGGGCACAAAAUGAGGUCCAUACAGAAAUGGUUUGUCGAUGAAUUGGAACGAACACCGACUGAGAGCCAGGCCUCAUCCCCCAACAUCAGUGCCCGACUUUGCUAAUGCUCUUGUGGCUAAAGGGAAGCAAGUCCCUGCAGCAAUGUUCCAACGUAUAGUGUAAAGCCUUCCCAGAAGAGUGGAGGCUGUUAUAGCAGCAAAGGAGGGACCAACUCCAUAUUAAUGCCCAUGAUUUUGGAAUGAGAUGUGCAACGAGCAGGUGUUCGCAUACUUUUGGUCAUGUCAUGUGUAUAUAUAUAUAUACAUACAGUGCCUUCAGAGAGUAUUCACAACCCCUUAACUUUAUCCAAAUGUUGUUGUGUUACAGCCUGAUUUUAAAAUGGAUAAAGUUUAUAUUUUGUGUCACUGUCCUACACACAAAACCCCAUCAUGUCAAAUUGGAAUUAUGUUUUUAGAAAUGUUUACAAAUUAAAUAAAAAUGUAAAGCUGA